Molecule: messenger RNA, 2390 nt
Organism: Rhincodon typus (whale shark)
Lineage: Eukaryota; Metazoa; Chordata; Chondrichthyes; Orectolobiformes; Rhincodontidae
Product: tumor necrosis factor receptor superfamily member 14-like
Exons: 9
Coding region: 248-1207 (319 amino acids)
Biological process (GO): defense response to Gram-negative bacterium; negative regulation of alpha-beta T cell proliferation; positive regulation of peptidyl-tyrosine phosphorylation
Cellular component (GO): external side of plasma membrane
Molecular function (GO): protein binding
Source: RefSeq, a predicted model, not a curated record
CCACCUAUCACCAUCCCACCUACCUUCCCCAGCCCCACCCCUCCCCCCUAUUUUUUUCAGACCUCUCUUCCCCCCCCCCCCCAUUUCUGAAGAAGGGUUCCGAUCCGAAAAAUCAAUUUUGUUGCUCCUCUAACCUGCUGUGUUGUUUGCUAACAUUGACGUUCGUGCGUGCGCGCGCAGAUUUCAACGUGUUUCAGGCCUUGGAGAUGCCGCACUUCCUAAUUUUGAAAAUACAGUCGCAAAGAACAUGAGGAAAAUGCCCCUUUCGUGGAUUCUCGUUGUCACGGUUGCAAGGUAUGUAAUGUGCUCCAGCCAUCACAAUCGGUGUGGUGAAAAGGAGUAUGAACAUCAGGGCAUCUGCUGUCCAAUGUGUAAGCCUGGUCACCGAGUAAAGGGACAUUGUACACAGAGGAGUGGCACGGAGUGCUAUCCGUGUACUGACAAAACCUAUCAAGAUGGUUUCAAUGGAGAUGAUGAUUGUAAGUCAUGCAGGCCUUGUGGAGAAGGGACCUUUCCAAUUGUAGCAUGUACAAGUAUUCGUGACACGAUUUGUGACUGCUUGGAAGGUUUCCACUGUGAGAGCAUCACUGUUGAUGGCUGUGAGCAAUGUUCAAAACACAGCACCUGCCCACCAGGGGAGGAGGUGGUGAGCAAAGGAGCUUACAGAAGAAACACCGUGUGCCGCCGUAAACAAAUUGGAAAUGCUUUAUCUGAAGAAUCAUCUAAAGAAGGGACAGAAGUGCCUGUGCCUGGACAGACAGGGGAUACAUCUGGAUGCAUUUCCUACAUCUAUGUCGUAAUCCUUUCAGUGCUGUUGGUUAUUCUAUUAGCGAUACUUUUGUUCCUGAUGAGGAAAUCCUUGACCUCUUGCUUCCACUCAGCUAUCGCAUGGUAUUCCAAGCAGCAGAAGACUAAGGGAAAGGAGGCAGUUAUCCAGCGACCUGUGCAAGAGCAGGGCCACGAACUGUAUUUGCCAGUUUCGGUAGAAGAGAAGUCCAUGGAUAAUUCCUCAACUCAUACCAAGCCAAUCUAUGACUUUAUAGAAGGCAAAAUGACAAACUGUGCCCCACUAAAAACGAAAGAUGUGGUUUUAUCUGAGCUACAAUGUCCAGAUUUUGGAGUGGCAAUGUCAACAAAAAGCUCUGUGGAAAAGUUUCAAGAUGCUGAAGACUUCCAAAUGAAGGAUAAAUGGAAUCUUCCAGGAUGAAUUGUUGCUGGCAGCUGGUUUCCCAGUUGAAGUUCCAAAAAACAACUUACAAUUUUUUGAAUUCUGUGAUUAAAUUUAAAUGUCCUGGUUGCUGCGUGGGUGAAUCUGAGGGGGAUUAUUAUCAGAUUUGGGAUUAUGUAUAGAUCUCUAAAACAGAAAUCACAUUCCCAUGUGGUUCCAAGCAUUACCAACUAUUACUUGUUUGUUAUUUUUGGGGGGGGGGGGGGGGGUCAAAAUCUCAAAAGUAACUUUCUACAUUUAUGCUUUGCUUUCUCUUAUUUUCUAGUUCUUCUGCAAUCAAAUGGCAGUGUGGUUUAGGCUAACAGGCUUUCAGUGUUCUCUUUUAUUUUGUUCCAAAAUAUAACUCCCUCUUUAAUGCAAAGAAGCUACCUAGAUUCUUUUUUUUUCUAUCUGACUUUUUGCUUUUAGUUUUGGAAAUGAUUUAUCUCCUUUUUUAAACUUGAGGAAAUUUUGCCUGAUGACAGCUGAGUUGCAGUGUCGUGGAAGUGCUUCAGUGAUACCCUCAAGGUCUCACUAACAAAGUGUGGUAUUCCAACAAACACCUGGGAAUCAUGGCCCAAGACACAAGUGGAGGAGGUGCAUCCAGGAUGGUGCCAAGCACCUUGAGACUUGCCACGGUGGGGGGUGGGGGAAAUGAAACCCAGGUGGAAACAGUGACAGGAAUGUGCUGUCACACCCUCUUCCCGUGACCACCAUCUGCCCCAAGUGUAACAGCCUGCAUAGCUGCAUGGGUUUGUACAGCUACCCACUGACAUCCUGAGAGUGGAAGAAACUUUUCCUCAUGUGUGAGGGACUGCUGGUGUUAAAAGCUGUAAGUGCCAGGGCAUCAGAAAAAUUUGGAACCUACUAAUAGAGCAUUCCUCUCCCUCUGGAAGAAACAAGACAAAGUAAAUAAAUUCUAACCAGAAAAUACCUAGUUCCAUCUGUCAAUUAUUGAAUGAAAGGACAACAGCAUGUCGUCAGUGCUUUUUUUUUUUUUAAAAAAAAGUACAAGAAAAAAAUUAACCCACUAUUGAAAUUGGGAAUUGUAAUAGUGCUUGAGCUUGUGUGUGCUAGGGAUUUUGAAGGGGUAUAGUUUUAAGAUGUAUAAAUGAGAAAUCCUCUAUUUUCAACUUCUUGCUAAAGCCAUGCAUGUUACAAUAAAAAUUACUUUCUGAAAUGA